Messenger RNA from Pantherophis guttatus, 2833 nucleotides. The record is from RefSeq and is a predicted model, not a curated record. Lineage: Eukaryota; Metazoa; Chordata; Lepidosauria; Squamata; Colubridae.
CCCACCCAUAAAGACCCUUCCCACCAGCCCUCCUGAGGAAUUAAGAAUGGUCACUGCAGCAUCUUCUGUCAUCUCUGUGGCCUGGAUGAGUCCCAGCAUCGUUGCCUCAGGAAUUGUGGUCAAGGAGUACAAGGUGGAGUACAGAACGGUGGAGGCUGGAGUUGGGAAGGACCAAUGGGCUGAAAAAAGGACUGGGAGAAAAACAGAAUUUUACUCUAUCGAAGGUCUGAAUCCCCAGACAGUGUACAGAAUACGGGUGUUGGCCGUGUGUGAUAAUGGAACUCUGGGUGUCCCCAGUGAGGAGUUGGAGGUCUCCACAUCACUGGAAAAAGAAGGCAGAGACAACAUAGCCCAACAGUUCCUUCAGAAAAGGUUCCUGGUGGAGGACAGCCAGCCAUUAGUGUUUGCACUUACUCUGGAGGAAGUCCCCUCAGUUGCCUCCACCUCCUGUCUCAUGUACCAGCUUGGAAAGGAGAGCCUGGAAGUGCCCAACAAAGUCAUCCUGGUGAUGGGAGCAACCCUGUCUGGGAAAACCACUCUGAUCAACGGGAUGAUCAAUUAUAUUCUGGGUGUCCAGUGGGAAGAUAAUUUCAGAUUCAAACUCAUUCAUGAAAUCACCCAAAGAAGUAAAGCUGGAAGCAGGACGUCUGAAGUGACAGCCUACAUGGUGAACCAUCAGAAAUGUUUCCGAAUUCCCUAUUCUCUCACAAUCAUUGACACGCCAGGAUUUGGCGAUGCAGAGCAAGACAAACUGGUUGAGAAACAGCUCCUGGAGUUUUUCUCCACCCCAGGGGGCAUUGACCACGUGGAUGCCAUCUGCUUGGUGGCCCAAGCCUUCCUUUCCCAUUCAACUCAUGCCCAGAAAUGUGUCUUUGAUUCCAUGCUCUCCAUGUUGGGAAAAGAUGUGAAGGAUAACAUCCAACUCCUGAUCACCUUUGCGGAUGGGGGGACCCCACCUGUCCUGGAGGCCCUCAAGGAGGCUGACCUGCCGUGUGCUCAGGAUGAGUCAGGAACCCCUCUGCACUUCAGAUUCAACCAUUCAGCUCUCUUUGCUCCCACCCAAAAUGGAGGAAGCCGUAAUGCGGUUGCUGAAAUGUUCUGGAAAAUGAGCACUGAGAGCAUGAAGGAUUUCUUUGACUCUUUAAAGAUGGUGGAGACCAAAAGUUUAACCUUGACCAUGGACAUCCUCAAGGAACGUCAGGAGCUGGAAGCUGCUCUUAGAAGUCCUCCCUCUCUUAAGGUUCAGCCUGUCAAACCAAAUAGUUUCCUGAUCACUAUUAAUCCAAUGGCCGAAGCGAUGGCUUCAAUCUCUGGGUACCAAGUGGCAUAUCGGGCUGCAGGAGAGGAGAACUGGAAAAGUCUCCAUGUAGAAGGUUCUAAGAAUGAAUUCACCCUAGAAAAUGUGCACCUCACUACUCAGUACCAAUUCCGAUGUGCUGCUGUGACACAUCUUGAGAUCAGCCGAUGGAGUGAGGAGACCACUUGCAUCUAUCCUGCAGAGAAGACUGAACAGAAACCGCCAGAUCUGUCCUGGGCGACUCCUCUGGGUAGGACUGCAAACUUCGGAGGACCUGAGCGGAGGAUCGUCCUUGUGGGCAAAGGCGGAAACGGGAAAAGUGCAACAGGAAACACAAUUCUGGGAAGAAAAGCCUUUGUGUCUGGGAUGUCACUUAGACUACUGACCAAAACUUGCCAAAGAGAAGAGGCACAGCUGAAUGGCAGGAAGGUUGUGGUGGUCGAUACACCUGGCAUCUUGGACACUGGCUAUCCCAUGAGAGAAACUCUUCCCGAAGUGAGCAAGUGUAUGAAGUUUUGCUCCCCGGGUCCACAUGUCAUUCUGCGCAUCGUGCGUCCUGGCCUUUUCUCCCAUGACGAGAAGGAAGUGGCUCAGCUGAUCAGAGAGAUGUUCAGCUUUAGGGCCCUGAAUUACAUGAUCCUCUUGUUCACCCGGAAAGAGGACCUGGACGGAAGGUCUCUGGAGGAAUACAUAUCUGGGGAAGGUGUCUGUUUUAGGGAAGAGGCAUACCAUUGUGGGAACCGGUUCUUGGCUUUCGACAACAAGGCCACAGGAGAAGAACGAGAGGCUCAGGUGGCCCAGCUGAUGACCAUGAUUGAUCAACUGGUGCAGAAGAAUGGGGAUGCUCCUUAUUACACGGAAGACAUGCUGAUGGCGGAGAAGUUCAAGGAAAAAUUCAAGUUGUUUUCAUAGAGACUGAUUGAUCCUCUGCUCCACAGUGGCAACUCUCCCAAAGGCCCUCCAUUUCCUUCCUUCUGUUCUGUGUUCUAAUCCAGCCCUCGCCAGGUGACUUCCAAAGUACCUGAGACUCAUGGCUGAGUCUCCCUGAGCCAAUUCCUUCUCCUGAGAACCCACUUUCUCCCCUUGGAUGACAGGACUUUCUUCAAAGCCACGUGAAAAUCCUGCCCCCACCCCACCCCAGUAUCAACCGGCCCCACAGCCUAAUUCUCUCCCAUCCUGGAUCCCUGUCCCUUUGGAAGCACAGACACUCCCGGGCUUCCCAUCUGUCAAUCAUUUGAGGUAUAUCAGGCUGAGAAGCCACCAACGCAAGAAAUAUUAGAAGAAAAGAAGUCGAAAGUAGAAAUUGGGAAAAUAGCAUUAUGUAUCCUGAAAUAUAAUAGCCUAUUAUAAUUACUAUGUAUACACAAAUAUUCAAAAUUGAAAGAUUAUGAUUAUGUAUAUUUAAAUGGUAAUAUCAUUAUCAGAAUUGUAUGCAAAGUAUAUUAACCCAGACAAUACACGGUUCCCCAAGCACGUUUGGAUGUUAAAGAAAAAAAUCAUAAAUAAAAUUGAAGCCCCCACAACUUCUGAAAACAA